This is a messenger RNA of Bolinopsis microptera, 572 nucleotides long. RefSeq names its product NHP2-like protein 1. The record is from RefSeq and is a predicted model, not a curated record. Lineage: Eukaryota; Metazoa; Ctenophora; Tentaculata; Lobata; Bolinopsidae. Bases 45 to 437 code for a protein of 130 amino acids. Gene Ontology annotation, biological process: maturation of LSU-rRNA; ribosome biogenesis; mRNA splicing, via spliceosome. The transcript is spliced from 3 exons. Gene Ontology annotation, molecular function: RNA binding. Gene Ontology annotation, cellular component: cytosolic large ribosomal subunit; U4/U6 x U5 tri-snRNP complex; nucleolus.
AUUUUUUAGUUUAGUCUCAGUGAAGCUAAUCAAGCGGAGAGAAAAUGAUGGCUACAGAUGAUUCAGUUAACCCCAGAGCUUACCCUCUUGCCGAUGCUAACUUGACAUCCCAGAUUUUGGAUUUGGUACAGCAGUCCGUGAAUUACAAACAGAUCAAGAAAGGUGCCAACGAGUCAACAAAAUGUCUCAACAGAGGUAUCGCUGAGUUUGUCAUCAUGGCAGCUGAUGCUAACCCAAUUGAAAUCCUGCUUCACAUCCCCCUUCUUUGUGAGGACAAGAACAUCCCUUAUGUCUUUGUUCGCAGCAAGCAAGCACUUGGACGUGCAUGCGGUGUGAGCAGAGCUGUUGUAGCUGCCACUGUUACCAUCAAUGAAGGAAGCCAGCUCAAACCCCAGAUUCAAACCAUCCAUGGGGCAAUCGAGAAGCUGCUCAUUUAAGAUCGGUUUUAAUUUAUCCAAUCAGAUUGUUUUUAUAAACCUUUUCUGACUACCCGAUGAUUCUAUCGGAGGAGGGAUGCCGGAUUUUUUACUGAUGUAUUCGUAUUCCUAAUUUAUUUUAAUUUAUUUUAACAA